This is a messenger RNA of Blepharisma stoltei, 333 nucleotides long. Lineage: Eukaryota; Ciliophora; Heterotrichea; Heterotrichida; Blepharismidae. The record is from the annotation of a GenBank genome assembly.
AUGCUUAAAAUUAGUGAGCUGAAUGUGAUUAAAGAAAUGUGCUUAGGGACCAAUACUAUGAUGCUAAAAAGCAAUAUUGAACAUAUCUAUGUUGUAGGGCUGAAGAUAUGGAGAUAUCCUAAGAAAUUUGAUGUCCCAGCAGAGUUGGAGGUGCAGCAGAUAUGCUGUGGGAUGGAUUAUUUUCAGUGCUUUUUAAGGAAUCAAGGGUUAUGUAUUAUGGUGGGCCUUUUACGAAGGAUUAUUAUAGCUCUCAUAUGGAAUAUCCGGAAAAGACAGAAAUCACGAAUCCGAUUUUUUCCCAAGCCGUGUUCAAUAUAUGACAAGGAAAUAUAA